UAUUUUUUUGAAAUUUUCUUUGUAAAUGAAAUUAUAACAAAAAUAAAGAUGGAGCCAACACUAAAUAUAGGCCUAUAUAAACAAGCACUAAACACCUGCUACUACAACAGACAAAAACAUUUCCACACAAUGGCAUCUUUAGCGACCACUCUAGCCCUAAUUCUUUUCUUGAUCUGCCACCUCACACCAGAAACAGCUCUAGCUCGCCCUCUCAACGAUCAGAAGCCGGUUGAUGGAGUCGUAACCACCACCACCGACGAAGCCAAAAACCUAGCCUUUGUAUCUGAUCCGUUCCCUAGUUUGCAGUCAUCACCUCCAACAUCAGCUAUUCCUGGUUCUCCUGGCUUCACGCUUCCGUUUCCAUUCCCGUCAUCACCAGGAGGUAUUCCCGGUAUUCCAGGUUCCCCUGGGUUUAGGCUUCCGUUUCCAUUUCCGUCAUCACCAGGAGGUAUUCCCGGUAUUCCUGGUUCCCCUGGCUUUAGGCUUCCGUUUCCAUUUCCAUCAUCACCAGGAGGUAUUCCCGGUAUUCGUGGUUCCCCUGGCUUUAGACUUCCGUUUCCAUUCCCAUCAUCACCAUCAGGAGGAGGUAUUCCCGGUAUUCCUGGUAUUCCCGGUUUCCCUUCCUUUAGGUUUCCUCCGUUACCAAUCCCGUCAUCACCUCUAGCAGGAGGAGGUAUUCCCGGUAUUCCUGGUAUUCCCGGUUUCCCUGCCUUUAGGUUUCCUCCGUUACCAAUCCCAUCAUCACCUCUAGCAGGAGGUGGUAUUCCUGGUAUUCCCGGUAUUCCUGGUAUUCCCGGUAUUCCUGGUUUCCCUGGAUUUAGAUUUCCUCCGUUACCGUUCCUCCCACCGUCGACUCAGUGAACGUGUCCCGUUGGAUAUGGAGUAAGCUCAUGCUAGUUUAUCGAUAAUGAUCAUGUGUACUCUUAUGAUAUUUAUAAAAUGAGUAUUCUGUGUCGUGUAAUGUAACUUACAUUAUGUAAGUGUAUGUUUAUCUAAUAAAUAAAGACUUCGAUUUGAGUUCAGUCCAAUACGACGGUGUAUCCAAGUAAAAUGAAUCAUUGUAUUUGUGCAUGGCUUGAGUUCGAUGUGUUGUUUUACAAAUUUCUUGGUAUUUCUGAUUAAUAUAGCUUAGUUGAUUAAACCUUUUGAAGGAGGUGAGGUGUUAGACCAUAAGUUUCUAGCUUCUCUAUUAAUCUUCAAUCUCAAUCACACACAUUUACAUGCUGUAAAAAAAGGACCUCACUUACACACACAUAAUAUAUUUACCAAUCAAACUUAUUAUACUCCACCAAUAGCUAACAACAUUUAGAUGGUUUGUGAGAGUAAUCUAAUGAAAUGGAAAUAAGUGUUAAAACAAUUAUUAGAAAAUAUAUGAGAUAAUAAUUAGUCAACAAAUAUAAGUAAAGACAAAAUAAUUAGAAAAAAAUUAGAUUUAUUCUG
Molecule: messenger RNA, 1440 nt
Organism: Arabidopsis lyrata subsp. lyrata
Lineage: Eukaryota; Viridiplantae; Streptophyta; Magnoliopsida; Brassicales; Brassicaceae
Product: collagen alpha-4(IV) chain
Exons: 1
Coding region: 49-861 (270 amino acids)
Source: RefSeq, a predicted model, not a curated record